AUGCUAGCUUUUGGUCCUAAAAACGGUCUUAUUCCAUCGGAGAAAGAUUUUCCUCGUCACACUAUUAGCAAGAAACAAGAAGAUCCGUCCAUGUUAACCGGGUCGACUGGGUUGAUGGAUCCAGUAUUGAACACGACCAAUGGCUCUGUUUCUUCUUCCUCUAAUGACACUUCUGCUAACAAUAGUAUAUCCUCUCCAGAAUACACAUUCGGCCAGUUCUCGAUGGAUUCUCCUCAUAGAACAGAUGUCACUAAUACCCCAUUCCUAACAACAACUACUAAUACUACCGCUAAUAAUAGUUUGAUGAAUCUAAAGGAUACUGCCGCUUUGCCCAUGAAUUGGAAAUGGAAAAACUCUAAUAACAUGCAAUUCUUGAAUGGAAUUGAAAACGAAAGCGGUAAUGACAACGGUAAUAAAGAUGGCGAUGAUAAGGUGUGUCUUUCGAUAGCUACCCCGCAUGCUCUCAAUGAAGAAUUGAAGAAUUUGGAACAGCUGGAGAAGGUGUUCUCGCCGAUGAGCUCAGCGAAUAAUAGCAAUUUCAAAGAAAACAUUGAGCUAUCUCCACACCAACAUACGACAUCUCCCAAGGCUAAAACCCUUGAGGCAGAACCUUCUAUAUAUUCCAAUUUUUUCUUAGAUGCUAAGUUGCCGAACAACUCCAACGUUUCAGCAGAAUCGAAUGACAACUACUAUAGCUUGGAUGACGCAAAUAACAACAGCAGCAAUAAUAAUAAUAAUAAUAAUAAUAACAGCAUGCAGUCGAUUUUGGAAGACUUUGUAUCUUCAGAAGAGGCGUUAAAGUUCAUGCCUGACACUGGUUCCGACACAAGGCGAUACAGCGAGGUGGUCACUUCUUCGUUUCCUUCCAUGACGGAUUCCAGAAAUUCCAUUUCUCAUUCAAUAGAAUUUUGGAAUUUAAACCAUAAAAAUUACAAUAACAGGAAAUCCACUCAACAAAUCAUUCCUGAGGACACUACUACGGAAAGACGUGACUCGACCAUUUCACCAACUACGACGGCAAACAAUCCCGAUCCGACCUUCAAACUGCUAGAUCAUAACGUUUCUCAAGUUCUCAAUGGUUAUAGCAUGGAUUUUUCUAAAGACGCUGGCGUUACAAAGCCAAAAAACACAUCCUUCUCUUCAAACCGUAUCUAUAAUAACGGUAACAAUAAGAAAAACCAACGGGCUUCUUUGCCCUUGAUUCAUGACAUCGAAUCCUUUGCAAAUGAUACAGUAAUGACCAACCCUCUUUCUGACUCAGCUUCAUUCUUCUCAGAGGAAAAUGAUGAUGAUGUGUUUGCCAAAGUAAACUAUAACAGUUUAGAUGCCGCUGCAAUGUCGACCUACGAUCGUGACGCAGAUCCUUUUAACAUUAUUAAGUCUCCUACUCAAGAUCAGCAAUUUAUCAAACCUUCGAUGAUGCUGUCCGACAACGCCUCAGCUGCUGCUAAAUUGGCAACCUCUGGUGUAGAUAAUCUCAACACUACACCAGCUUUCCAAAGAAAAAGCUAUGACAUUUCGAUGAAUCCCUCGUUCAAACUAAUUCCUAAUAAUCAUAUUCAUCAUGCUGCUCAUCAUCAACAGCAAUCUACGAAACAAGCGUCUGUAAGCCCAAACCUAAGAAGAAGAAAGUCGUCGAGCAUCACUUUAAGUCCAACUAUCUCUCACAAUAACAACAAUGGUAAGAUUCCAGUUCAACCACGUAAAAGGAAAUCCAUUGCUACUAUUGACCAAAACAACUACGAUAAAAACAAGCCCUUUAACUGCAAAGACUGUGAGAAGGCAUUUAGACGCAGCGAACACUUGAAAAGGCAUAUCAGAUCCGUUCAUUCGGCUGAACGUCCUUUUGCUUGCAUGUUCUGUGAGAAAAAAUUCAGUAGAAGUGACAACUUAUCACAACACUUAAAAACUCACAAGAAGCACGGCGAUUUUUAG
Saccharomyces eubayanus is the source of this 1935-nucleotide messenger RNA. RefSeq names its product stress-responsive transcriptional activator MSN4 (gene MSN4). Gene Ontology annotation, biological process: regulation of transcription by RNA polymerase II. The coding region runs from base 1 to 1935 and encodes 644 amino acids. NCBI's taxonomy places the organism in Eukaryota, Fungi, Ascomycota, Saccharomycetes, Saccharomycetales, Saccharomycetaceae. The record is from RefSeq and is a predicted model, not a curated record. The transcript has a single exon. Gene Ontology annotation, cellular component: transcription regulator complex; PcG protein complex. Gene Ontology annotation, molecular function: DNA-binding transcription factor activity, RNA polymerase II-specific; RNA polymerase II cis-regulatory region sequence-specific DNA binding.